Molecule: messenger RNA, 987 nt
Organism: Suhomyces tanzawaensis NRRL Y-17324
Lineage: Eukaryota; Fungi; Ascomycota; Pichiomycetes; Serinales; Debaryomycetaceae
Exons: 1
Coding region: 1-987 (328 amino acids)
Cellular component (GO): mitochondrion
Molecular function (GO): flavin adenine dinucleotide binding; electron transfer activity
Source: RefSeq, a predicted model, not a curated record
AUGCUCCGCAAUUUCUCCAGGGCCUUCUCCCGCUCGAUCCCAAAGCUCGACACCUUAGUCCUCGUCGAAGCCGCAGGCGGCAAAAUCACCCCUGCUUCUUUGUCCACCGUCACAGCAGCCUCCCAAAUCGGCAAGCCUACCAUAGCCUUGGUCGCUGGUCCAGAUGGUGAGUCCGUGGUCGGAGAUGUGGCCACGAUCGAAGGCAUCUCCAAGGUGUUGGUAGCCAAGGGCUCUCGCUACGACCACUAUUUGGCAGAAGAAUUGUCUCCAUUGAUCAAGCUGAUCUUGGAGUCUUCUGACCAAUGGACCCAUUUCUUGACUCCAGGGUCUGCUGUGGGUAAGUCAGUGUUACCUCGUGUUGGUGCACUCUUGGACACCCAGCCUGUAUCUGAGAUCAUCAAGGUGGAGUCCGAAGACACCUUUGUGAGGCCAAUCUAUGCUGGUAAUGCUUUGGCUACUGUCAAGUCCAACGAGAAGUUGAAGCUUGCUUCUGUCAGAGGCUCUGCAUUUGCUCCAGCCAAGCUUGGGGCCAGUGCUGUGGCCGUGGAGGAUGUGGCUGAGGUGGAGUCUCAAAACAGAACCGAAUUUGUGGGUGAAGAAUUGGUCACUUCCGAGAGACCAGAAUUGGCUUCUGCCUCCAAGGUUGUUUCUGGAGGACGUGGGUUGAAGAACAAGGAGACCUUCGAGGCCUUGAUCGAGCCUUUGGCUGCCAAGUUGAACGCAGCUGUGGGUGCCACUCGUGCUGCUGUCGAUUCGGGUUACUGUGACAACUCCUUGCAAGUGGGACAAACUGGUAAGGUUGUGGCUCCAGAAUUGUACGUGGCAGUUGGUGUAAGUGGUGCUAUCCAGCACUUGGCUGGUAUGAAAGACUCCAAGACCAUUGUGGCCAUUAACAAGGACCCUGAAGCUGCCAUUUUCAACGUUGCCGAUAUCGGCUUGGUGGCAGACUUGAACGAGGCUGUUCCUGAGUUGACCAAUAAGUUGUGA